UCUCCCGGAAGGAAAGGCAGGCGAAGUCCAUUGGCCUAAGGAGGGGCUGUGGUGAGCCCGGGAGGAGACGUCACUUCACCUGCCGGCCUGUCAAUCUUCCGCGAAAAAGCUGGGAGCGAACCGUGAAGAAGCAAAGCCUCGAUCAGCCCCAAUCUCGAAAUUAUCCUCCAUGGCGCUAAGGUUACCUAGCAGGCUAUUUCUGCAAUGCAGAGGCAGUGUAAUAAACUUCUGUGAUGCUCAAGCACAGAGCACUAGUGCACCUGUGCCAAAAGAAAAAGAAGGGAAGCCUUUGGUGAACGGAUCAAAAGUUCCAAAAGCUCAGUUUGACUGGCGUGAUGCCCUACAAUUGGAAAGGCUCCUGACUCCAGAAGAAAUAAUGAUGCGGGACUCAUUUCGUGCCUAUUGCCAAGAAAAGUUGAUGCCCAGGAUCCUCAUGGCCAAUCGAAAUGAAGAUACUCAAGUUCUCAGAAGUGAUAAUGACACCUAUCUAGUCUUUCACCGGGAAAUUGUGUCAGAGAUGGGGACCCUUGGUGUCUUGGGCGCAACCAUCAAAGGUUAUGGCUGUGCAGGGACCACUUAUGUUGCAUAUGGACUCCUGGCCAGGGAGAUUGAGAGGGUGGACAGUGGCUAUCGGUCAGUCAUGAGUGUUCAGUCAUCUUUGGUGAUGCAUCCUAUAUAUGCAUAUGGGACAGAAAAGCAGAAGCAGAAAUAUCUGCCAGGCCUGGCUAAAGGAGAGUUGUUGGGCUGUUUUGGGCUUACAGAGCCUAACCAUGGAAGUGACCCUGGUAGCAUGGAGACUCGGGCCCAGUAUAACCCUUCCAGGAAGACCUAUAUACUCAAUGGUUCCAAGACUUGGAUCACUAAUUCUCCAAUGGCUGACCUAUGUGUAGUGUGGGCUGUAUGUGAUGAUGGCAAAAUACGGGGUUUUCUAUUGGAACGAGGAAUGAAAGGUCUUUCUACCCCAAAGAUUGAGGGCAAAUUUUCACUACGUGCCUCUCUUACUGGAAUGAUUAUUAUGGAAGAUGUAGAAGUGCCUGAAGAGAAUCUACUACCCAAAGUGUCUGGACUUGCAGGACCUUUUGGCUGCUUGAAUAAUGCACGUUAUGGCAUCUCCUGGGGAGCCCUUGGUGCUGCUGAGUUCUGUUUGCAUACAGCCAGGCAAUAUACUUUGGAUAGAAUCCAGUUCAGAGCCCCCUUGGCAAGAAACCAAUUGAUCCAGAAGAAGUUGGCUGACAUGCUCACAGAGAUCGCUAUUGGCUUACAGGCUUGUCUGCAACUGGGGCGCUUGAAAGAUGAAGACAAGGCAACUCCUGAGAUGAUCUCUAUGCUGAAACGGAAUUCCUGUGGGAAAGCCCUGGAUAUUGCCCGGCAAGCUCGUGACAUGCUUGGGGGCAAUGGAAUUGCAGAUGAAUAUCAUGUUAUCAGGCAUGUUAUGAAUUUGGAGGCAGUUAACACAUAUGAAGGGACUCAUGAUAUCCAUGCUCUCAUCCUUGGUAGAGCUAUCACUGGACUUCAAGCAUUCACAGUUGGGAAAUAAACACAUUUCCCUAGAGUUUAGCUUUCCUCUACAUGAUUCCAGUUGGGAAAAUUGAGGUGGUUUAUGAUGCUGGAAUAUCUUUAUAAGAUGAGCACGACUGCUUCUGCUCACCAGAUUGUGAUCAAAUUAUUCAGUUCAACUCAAUCUUUUGUAAGCUGAAAGAAAUCAGGCAUUUGAAAAAUCUCUGUUGUUCACCAACUAUAUAGAAAGAAAUUAAAAGUGCUGCAUUAUGCUAAAGGAAAAACUUUUUCUAAUUGGUGGAAGGAUAACACUGUGGUCUAGGAAAUGUUUUGGAAUUGUCUAAUUGUUUUUGAAACAAACUAUUUUGGUAUGUAACUGUAAGUAUUUGAUACUUUCAAAGCUGACUGCUAUUCCAGGGUCCAGUCAGAGCCUUGAGAUCUAUACCAGAGUGGGUAAUCUACAAUUUAUAGUUUUAAAAAAUCCAGGUAAGAUUCUUCUUUUUGUGUAAGAGGAAAUUAUAAUACUUGCAAACACAGAAGAUGAAAAUCAGAAUUUACUACCUACUCUGUGCUCUUCCUGCCAUGUGACCUAACUAGCUGCUGUUUUUUGUGCCUUCAUUGACAGUGUUAAAUAAAGACUGAUUUUUUAAAUAUUAGAACACAUUUUUGAUGACAUGUUAAGCUAUUUCAGCUCAGAUCCUUGCCCCUUUGAAUAAGUUCCCCUUUGUGCUUUCAAAAAUAAAUUUAAUGUGAUGAAUUUCCAAUAGUAGUUUGGGUAGGAUAAUUAGUUAAAAUCUGAUAUGCUAAUAUUAGUGACCAAAGAAAAUUGGCCUUUCCUGUGAGCAGUUCUUUCACAUCUUUACUAGCACUUAAAAUUAUUUAACUCUUUGGAUAAAGAUUAAAUAGAGAAAAUAGUCCAUUGCUACCCAAGGAGACUGUGAGUGUCACUGUUUGUCGUAACUAUAGUGACAAAACUCAAAGGGCAUUGAGUUUUGUCACUAUACUUGUAAGAGAAUACUUGCACUUGUCUUUAUUUAAAGCAGUAAAGUACUACUUGUAGCUUUUGGCUGUUACACUUCUGCUGUGGUUAAGAAUUCAGAAAAGAAUUGUUAGAGUUUAGAUAAAAUGUAGUGAAUGUGGCUUGAAGACUGAUUCAUGGUAUUCCAAAAUCAGUGAUAUUGGGCUAUAUUUUGCAAUUGGCUGGGAAUUUUAUGAUUUCAUAUGGUUCUUAACAUAUAUAUAUAUAAUUCAGCAAAUUUUCCCCAUCAUCAAGAUUCAUAUAUAAUGUAUAUAUGGAUUCUUAAUUCUCUAUAUUCUUUAAUAUGCAGUAUGACUUUUAAGUGUUUCUCAGUAUGUCAGGGGUUUUGUUUGUUUAAUCUAUGUACUGUAAUUAAUAAUUUAUUUUCCAAAACAGAAGUGACGUUAUGGAACAGUUAAGACUGUAAGACAUGAGGUCCAAUCUCUGAGCCUUGAAUGUAGCCCCCCCCUCCCGACCACCAAAUAUUGCCACCACAUUAUAAAAAGGGAAAAAAUGAUUAUAUUUAACAACAACUUAAAUGUAAUCAAUUUUUUUCCUCGCUCCACAACCUCCUUAUCCCUGAUUUUUGGAGUAGAACUCACAACAUACCACUCAAAGUUGAAAUAAAGCUGUUAGCUCAAGAAAAGUUGUGUAAACAUGAGCCAAGAAGUCGAUUUCUAAUACUUAAGCAGCACUAAAUAGGAUGCAAAUGUAGAGACAAAAAUGUAAUGAUGUUUCUAAUAAAAGGACAGACAUGAAAAGUU
Molecule: messenger RNA, 3279 nt
Organism: Ahaetulla prasina
Lineage: Eukaryota; Metazoa; Chordata; Lepidosauria; Squamata; Colubridae
Gene: GCDH
Product: glutaryl-CoA dehydrogenase
Exons: 13
Coding region: 170-1537 (455 amino acids)
Biological process (GO): fatty-acyl-CoA biosynthetic process; fatty acid beta-oxidation using acyl-CoA dehydrogenase
Cellular component (GO): mitochondrial inner membrane
Molecular function (GO): flavin adenine dinucleotide binding; glutaryl-CoA dehydrogenase activity; fatty-acyl-CoA binding
Source: RefSeq, a predicted model, not a curated record